Lymnaea stagnalis (great pond snail) is the source of this 17787-nucleotide messenger RNA. NCBI's taxonomy places the organism in Eukaryota, Metazoa, Mollusca, Gastropoda, Lymnaeidae. The record is from the annotation of a GenBank genome assembly.
ACACGCAGCUGAGUUAGCGGGUUAGAUCUUUCAGCAACUCAUGGUCAGAGUGGAUCCGAUAGUUACUUUAUAAAAAGAGGCCAGGCAGGGAACGACGGAAAUGUUUAGCUCAGGACGAACUGUUAGAUCGUUUUCAUCAUUCUUGCAACAUCGAAACACACGGUUUCACUUUCCAUUUUUGAGGAGGAAAAAUGUUUUGAACAAUGCAACGCUUCAAUCAGCUGUUCGCAGUUCACUUUCCGUCUCGUCAACCCCAAAUUCAUCCACUACUUCGUCUUCAACUCCGUUAGAUAAGUUAAUAAAAAGAUAUGAUGAUUUUUCAAGGCGUCACAUUGGACCUAAUUCUGCUGAAGUACGAGCGAUGCUCAAUCUUGUUGGCGUCAAGGUAAACAAUUAAUUACUAGAGAAAAAAAAAUACAUUUUAAACACUAAACACCGCGUCGCAUUUCAGAUUUCACGCCUAAUUUUAUUUUUAAUGAAUGUAGUAUGUAAUGGAUGGAGUGGCCUUGAGUAGUCUUAAACUAGGUCAACACAGACGACACAAAAGUAUAAAAGUACCUUCUUAAGUUCUUAUAAGUUGCAUGACCAUAUGAUAGGGCCUAUAAUAACUCAUUGUAGAGAUUUACAACAUCAACACUUAAAUUUACUCUUACUACUUACACUAAUUUAAUAUAUUAUCACUGAUCAUCAUAUCAAUUUUUUCAUAGUCUAGUGAAGUGAGAGGUAAGUAAGUAGUUAUGACUUAUACUUUUGUCAUGUAUAAGUUAUAAGUAUAAGCAUAAAAUAAUGAAUGCGAUAUUUGAUUAAGUCUGGAAGUUUUACUUUUCAAAUUUUCUUUAUUAUUGGUGAACUUGAGACUUGAGUUUCUUUAUUCAAAGGCCGGUUAUUUAAAUCAUUAAUUUUUAAAGAAACAUUAAUUAAUGUCGGUCACAAAAUGUCCUCAUUAAUUCUUGAAAUUGAUGAGAUUAUCUAUGAUUAUGAAUGCCUUGCCUUAAAUAUAAUAAUGUCAGAGGAAGAAAAAAAAAAAAAAGCAUCGUCAUCUGCUGGGCGUAUUUAGUGUUGUGUGGAUAUUUGCUAAAAAUAAAAUAAUGGCUAACAUUAUGCAUGCUGUUAAAGUUGGGCAAAAUAAUCUAGUUUUAGUCAAUUUUAACUUUAACUGGUUCGCAUCGCCAUCACAAAUCAUGGAAAAUAUUGCUGCUCAUAUUUCUGACAAUUAUUAGGUCCUAACUCUUUUUAUCAAUGUGAAGUUAAUUAAUUUAAAUAAGAUGGUGACUAAUUAGUCUGGAAGGGAGGUCCACACUCAGUCUUAUUUCUAUAAAUACACAAACUCAUUAGACUCAUAAUGCUGUUCGGAUGUCAUUUGUGGUAGUUUAUUUUAGUUAAACUUAAUUUAAACUGAAGAAGUAAGUUUACAAACAUAUAGUCCAUUCAAUUAUCUUUCCUUUGAUACCUCAUUUUUGUCUUACAAACCCAACAAUAAUAUUUUAAAUAGUUUUUAAAUCCAACCUCUCACUUCUGGAAGAGCCAACUAAGAUUGUCACUUACUUGUAUUAAAUGCUUAUGAAGAGAUAGAUUUGAAACCCCACCAAAUUUAUAAUUUAAAAUUACGCAACUAAAUAAAAUUGGAGAUUGAAAGAAAAAGGAUUUCUUUUUUUUUUAAAUUUUUUUUUAUUUUUGAAUUCCAUGUAGACUACAUUAAAUUGGUGUAUAUUUUUCCCAAUUUUUUUUUAAUAGGACUUAGAGGAGCUAACUCAAUGUGCUGUUCCUGAGGACAUCCUACUGAACAGAGAAUUGAAAUUAGAUCAACCUCUUGGUUUGUACUUCUGAUCUUUAAAUUUAACAUAUUGAAAUUAUCUUAUAAAACACUGGCAUUGUGCCAUUGCAUGCAAAUAAAUUUCUGUUCUGUUAUUAGUGUUAUGCUUGUUUGUUAUAGGCCAGUAGUCCUAGUAACUCAUAUUCUUUGCUGCAGCUAUUGACAAUUUAGGCUAUAUUUUGUAUAGCUGCAUUAAAAUUCUAUCUCUUUGGAUAUGAUGCUUGUUAAAUUAUAGCAUAAAUUAAAUAACAUAAUAAGAAGGCCUAAUUAAGCCAAAUUUUAAAUUUUUUAAUUUUAUACCUUAAUUUCACUGUUAUUUUAUCAUUGUAUCAUUGUAUCUUUGCAUGUGUAUAAAACACUUUUUGUGGCAUUUGUGUAUGGGUAUAUUCUUUCUAUGGUUGCUCAGGUGAAUUCGAGUUGCUAGCUCGACUUAAAGAAAUAGCUUCAGAGAACCAGGUGUGGAGAAGUUAUAUUGGACAAGGCUACUAUGGAACUUACACACCAACCACCAUACUUAGAAAUAUUUUUGAAAAUCCUGGAUGGUAAGUCUUAGUUGUACUAGGGUUUCUUUUGACCAACAUUCCUUGUACAAAAAAUUUGUCUGUACUCAUUCCUUGGUAUAAGCUUUCCAGCAUCAAUGAGGCACGAACAAUAUGUGUAAAUAAAAAAAAUUAUAUUAAGCUUUAAUUAUGAUGAGACAAAAUACAAAUUCAAACGUUUUGGCAAAUGCCCUCCUCAGCUCAACAAAAAACAUAAAUAUAAUUAUAAAUUUUAUUCUUAUUUUUUUUCUUCCAAUUUUUAGGUAUAGGUAGGAUGUAAAUAUAUAUUAUGUAAAUUUAAUAUUUAUAUCCUGCCUAUAUCAAAAAAUGGAAGAAAAAAUAAGAAUAUUUAUAAGUCCCUCAUGGAAGCAAAGAUCAGAAGAACGAAAAGAAAAUAGAUGGAUGAACAGUAUAAAAGCCAAACGGGAAAAAGACAACGCAGUUAUGUAUAAUUGUAAAUUUAGUUUAUUACAAAUGGAGUCAUCAUACCAAAUCUAUUUAUUAAUUUGUUUUCCAUAUAAAUUCUAUCAGGUGUUUCAAUCACAUACAAUAUACCAGUGUGACACAAUGGCAACAUUGUUCUCCUCAAAACUUGAAGUAAAGGGGUAAAAUUCCUAGCUUAUUUCCUAGAUUUAGACAAGACAGCCAGGUGCUUGAAUUUCUCACCAAAUAAGGGAAAUUUUCUUGGGGAGGAGGAAACCCAGUGUUAAAAACUCCACUGGAUGCUGAUAAGGGUAAAAAAUAGCUUCCUGAAAUCAGAAGUACUGGGCCAUCAUAGGGCAUAACACUGUUCUUUACUUAAUUACCUCUAUAUAGCAAGUGAGCUGCCUGAAAAAAAAUUGGAAUGAAUUUCUUUAUAAAAUCUGGAAUGAUUUUAUUUAAAAUCCCUAGAUUUAAAAAUUGAUGUAUUUGAUACAGCUCAUUGAGAAAUUUUAGCUUGACAUAACACUAAUAAAAAUCUUUUUUAUCUAUAGGACAACACAGUAUACACCUUACCAAGCUGAGCUGGCUCAGGGUAGACUGGAAAGUCUUCUCAACUACCAGACCAUGGUUACUGACCUUAUGGCACUACCAGUAUCCAAUGCUUCCCUGCUUGAUGAGGGCACAUCUGCUGCUGAGGCUAUGGCUCUGUGUACUAGGUAAGCUGCUAUGGAAGAAAGAUGAAUUUCUAAUAGCCCUGAUUACUAUGUUCCACCCUGAGGGACGAUUUUAAUAUGCUCUGCUUAGCAACAUAGAAAUAGCAGGAUUAAACAACUUAUUCUGGAGAAGAAAGCCCUAGUAAAACAAAAUCCUUUGGACCCAUGACAAAAUUAGCUUGCUGGUUUAUUAAGUGUUAGGCCAUCUCUGAGCUUAGCACAAAACUGUGCAAAAUAGGUGUGAUCAAAACAGUAAAUUUACGGCUGCCAAUGUUAGUAAAAAUCAAUUUUUUUUAAAAAGAUUACAAUUGAUUUAACUGGACUCACACAGAUUUUUAAAAGAAAAAGUAUUUAAAAAUAUGCUGAGAGCAGCUUGUAGUAGUUAAUGAAGAAAGAUACUUUUUUUUUGUUGUUUUUUUCAUAAGAUGAUCUGAGCUUUGAAAACAAAAUAUUAGUUGUAAAAUAUAUCUAUCAACUCUGAUUUAGAAGUUGAAAUCACAGUAGAACUAAUUUGAAAUAAUUGGAUUAUAAUUUUAAAAAAUCAUAUUGCUAAAGUAUGAUUGACUGUGUUUACAUUAUUUUUACGCAGAUUCAACAAGAGGAAGAAGUUCUUUGUUGACUCAAAGUGCCACAUUCAAACAAUCUCCGUUGUCAAGACCAGAGCCGAGUGAGUUGUUUUUGUUGUUGUCACCGAGCUCACAUUGUAGCAAUGAUGAGAUAUAAAUGGAAUUCAAAUUUUCUUUUUAUUCCCUCAAUCAAAUUUAUUUAAUCAGAUGUAUUUGACUGUCAUUCUUGCGCUUUCUGUGACAGGCCCCUGGGAAUUGAUGUGGUUGAGGGACCAUGGAAAACAGCUGACUUCAGUAAAAAAGACUUCAGUGGUGUCUUGGUUCAAUACCCAGAUACAGAUGGAACGAUACAUGACUAUACAAAAUUUGUUGAAGAGGCUCACAAAAAUGGGGUCGGUUCCUGUUUUUUGCAAUACUCAAUUUAAAAUUAUUAGUCACUAUUAUUAAAAUGUUCACAAUCAUAAGUACAUAAAUUUAUUUCCCUCAAUCUAAUUAUAUCAUUUGAAAUCAUGCAGACACUUGUAGUUGGAGCCACAGACCUACUUGCUGUGACCUUAAUGAAACCACCUGGUGAACUGGACUUUGAUAUUGCCAUUGGAACAAAUCAGAGGUUUGGUAUACCCAUGGGUUAUGGUGGGCCCCAUGCAGGAUUCUUCUCCUGUAAAGAGAAGUUUAUGAGGAUGUUGCCAGGAAGGGUUGUUGGUAUCACAAGGUGAGUGUACAGUGGAAAAUUAGUUGCAUCACUCUUAUGUAAUGAUUAACAGAGAGCUUUUGUUAAUUCAAGCUUUUAGGUAUGGAAUAUUUAGAAAGUUAUCAGGCAGAUAUCUUUAUGCCAUAACACCCAACACCUUCUUGAUUCAUUCUAGCUGUACCACUGUUCUAUAUAAAUAAAUUUUUCUCUGUCAGGGAUGCUGCUGGAAGGCGUGCACUGAGACUUGCUCUGCAGACAAGAGAACAGCACAUCAGAAGAGACAAGGCGACCAGUAAUAUCUGCACAGCACAGGUGGGGAAGUGUGAAUAAAAUAUGUGCAUGAUUAUUAUUGGGUAAAAUAUUGUCACUAUUGAUUUUGUAUGUAACUAAUAAUGUAACAUAUUAAUCAGCUUUUUUAAAAAUGGUAAUAUUUAUAUAUUACAAAUAAAAAUAAUAAAUAAUCUAUUUCAUAGGCCCUUUUAGCCAAUAUGUCGGCAAUGUAUGCUGUUUUUCAUGGACCAAAAGGUCUCAAACACUUUGCCCAAAAAGUUCAUCAUGGAGCCCUACUCUUGUCUGAAGGUAAAAACUUGAUUUGCUUUUCGAGUCUGAUAGUUAUAAAUUUACACUUUAAAUAUUUUAAUAGUUAUGCAAAAAAUAUUUUACUUCUUUAAAUUCUUAUGAUUUGUUAACCCAUGAAAACUUCAAAUCACAAUGUUUCCUUUUGUCAGGUAUUAAAAAAAGUGGCCACAAGCUGACGUCAACUGUCUUCUUUGACACAGUGAAGUUCCAGCCAAAGGAUGGACAAGCUGAGAUAAAAAAGAGAGCCGAAGAGAAGAAAAUUAACUUGAGAUAUUAUCCAGAUUCAGAGGUGGGUAAUGUAAUGAAUGCAAUAAAACAGAAGACAAAACAUACAUCAUGAAGAAUUUAAUAAAACAGAAAUUCAUCACUGAGUACAGUCUGAUGGAAUCAUUUGAACUGUUAAUUUCAGUUCAUAGUAAACAUAUAUAGAGAAAAAGAAUCUUUUUGUUAUUGAUUUUGGUCUGCAUUUAUUCUUCUCUCAGAUUUCCAUGUCCCUGGAUGAAACAGUAUCUCAGAAAGACAUAGCAGAUUUGCUUUAUGUUGUAGGAUGUCCAACUUCAGCUGUGAGUCAUCUUCUUUUCUCUUUAUCCUUAAAUAUAAGUUAGAAAGUUAGAUCAGUCAAAUAAGCUUUGACUUGGAAGUAAUGAUGGCAGUGUCAAAUGAAUAGCAAAUAAUAUAACCAAAAGCUCUGUCUUUAAAAAAAAAACUUUAAUCUCUUUGCUUUAGAGAUUGUUAAAGCUCCCCAGCUCUUUUGCUCCUAGCAUAUCAAGGAAACCUACUAAAUCAAGAGUUUUGCACCCUUUUUUGAAGAAAGAGUCAUUUUAUAAAUUUUAUCUGCUAAGAAAAUAUUUUGGGAAUCUUGGCAGCAUUUAAAAUUAAAUUAUUCAUUUAUACUGAACCACGGGUUCCCAUUUGCUGUCUAUAAUUACAAAAUAUUUUUUUAUAAAAUUAAAUAACAAAGCUCUUAAAAGAUAAUAUAGUAUCCUUUUAAUGCUACUUUUGUUGUUCAGCUUCAUUUAGUUUUUAUUUAAGCGUAAAUGGCAUAAUAGAUACAUUUUUUAAAGUGUAUAUUAUAUAACAAAAAGAUCCGCUUUAUCCAUUCUAUGCGCUUUAUCCAUUCUAAGAGCGGCAUGCAGCUUUGGAGCCACAGGUCGCUGACCACUGUAUUAAUUUUUUUUUUAAAUAGUGUUUAGUCAUUUGUUUGACCAGAGAAUCACAUGAUUAGAAAUUAAGUGCUUUAACAAAAAUAGUAAAAAUGACAAAAUAUCUGACAAAAAAUAUCUCCUCUAUCAAAACAAUAUCUAUAGCUACUAUCUGAUGAGGAAAAAAAGGGGUGGGGGGGUUGUGCACUUGGACAUCUUCCUUUUUCUUCCUUCUGGAAACAACAUAGUUGGAUGAGAUUUUUUUUUUUAAAUUAAAAAAUCAUAGUGUACAUUUGAUUAUGGUACUUUUAUUCUCCUCUGGAAAUAUUAGAUAAGGGAAGAAAAAUGUGUUGUUCUAAAAUAUGAUUAUUCAGAUCAAAAGAUAAGAGUUCUCUAUAAAAAUUUAAAAAAAAAGGCAAAAAUAUAUAACUUGUUUCUAGAUUAAGUACACUAUCAGCCAAAUGUUGUUUUUCAAAUUGCCUUUAUACAAUUAAACAUUGUUGAAUUCAGAAAGGUGGCACUUAAAAUACCCCUUUUGUAGUUAAAUCAAUAAAAAAAAAUAUAGUCAACAUUCAUUUUUAUGUUAGAACUUUUAAAGUUUCUUUAUUUAAAAUUUUCCCCACCCCACUGUAGAAUUUUUUUCAGGAUCUGCUAUUGCCCUGAGUUAUGUUUAUUCUUAUAAAUAAUUUUCCUUUUAAUGAUGUUUGCUUAAUAUUAUCUCUCCAAACUGGCAUAUGUCAUUUUGGAAAUCAGACAUUUUCACCUUAGUUAGCUGCUGUUGGUAUUAGGCCUACUUAAUGAAAAUAAAUCAUGUUAGAUUUUCUCAAAAGUAUUGUUAAAGAAGACUUUCUGCUUUUUAAUUAUAGAAAAAUUGCCCAGAAAAAUAUUUUGUGACAGCUUUCUUAAUUUAGUUUGUAUAUGCAACUAAAAAAACUCUAGUAUGAUAUCCAUGCAGCAGUUGCCAUAUUUUUUGUAAUUCCGAUUUUUGUGUUAACCACCUUCAAUAAAGGCUCAUAAAAGUUCAAUAAGCUUAUGUCAUGCUUGUCCUUUAAGGUAGGCUUACCAUUCAUCCUAGGUAGACCGGCAUUGGCCAAAGAGAUUUGAUAUUCUGUCCCGGAUUCAACAUAGGAAAUUCAAUAAUGCAUGGACUUAAUUUAAAAUGUCUGUUGAGUUCCAAGUUUUUAUUAUACAACAUGCAUUAAAUAAGAAUAAGAAGUCCUUUUGAGGCUUAGUUGAAGUUAUGAAACAGCAGAAGAAGGUAUGUGGAAGCUUCAAAUAGAAAUACAGGACAUUAAAAGAACGUUUCAUCUAAGAGCCUUCCUCAAAUGACAGGGCAAAUGAAGAAAUAACAAGAAAUAGAAAGUAUAUAAAAAAAACUAAGUGUUGCUAUUAAUGUUAUUGCUGGAAUUUGGGUUUUUCAAAACUAAGAUUACAGACUGUAAAAGAAUUUAUGUAUUAUUACUGUGAAAAAAUUAGAUUUUAACGAACAAAAAUACUUUGUAAAUAUGUAAAAUAAGACAUAAGAAAAGAAAUUCAGGGAAAUUGCGGAUCACUAUUAAGAGAAAAUUUGAUUAAUUCCAUAUGGUGAUAUUGUCCUGUCUGCCGAGGAAGGCUCUUAGCUAAAAAAAAUUCUUCUUUUAUUGUCAUGCCUUUUUAUUGUCCUGCCUUUCUAUUUCUAGCUUCCACAGACCUUGUUCUGCUAUUUCUUUCACACAGCUUGAGCGUAGUCCUUCAUUUAUCCUUUGAAGUUCUGCCUGCAACCUAUGAACCUUACCUCACUUCUUAAGAGAAGAUAGAAGUAAUAUGCUAGAAUUUACAGUUGGUAAUCUUCUCAUGUUAAUAAGACUCCCCAUUACUAAGCUGUUCAGUGCUUUUGGACAAAGAAAGAUAUACAGGGCCAAUAAAAGAAUCUUGCAUCUCUACUUUUUAAGAAUGAUAUUGCCAUGGAGAUUGGUGAAGAGCCUUCCAACAGCUUGGAGAGAGGACAAUUUGCACGAACUUCUCGCUAUCUUACACAUCCAGUCUUCAACAGGUAGAAAUUAAAUAUUCAAAAGAUUAACCCUCAACAAAAUUUGAAUAGAUUUGCUGACAUUUUUAUAAUUCGAAAUUAAGGCUUGUUAUUUCUUUUACAUUGUUAUGGGAUAUUUACAGUUUUAUUUGAUUUGCUAGCUAUCAUUCUGAGACGAGAAUUGUUCGCUAUAUGAAGAACUUGGAAAACAGAGAUCUGUCCCUUGUUCACUCAAUGAUUUCACUGGGGUCCUGUACCAUGAAACUAAAUAGUACAACAGAAAUGAUGGUAAGUUUUUUUAUGAUUGAUUACUUCAUAACAGAGACUGGGCACUAUAUUGAUUUUGACCACAAGUAAACAGUGUCCUUGUUUAAAUUGAACAAUUAUUUUUUUAAAUGCAUAUUUUUUUAUCAGUUAAAAUGAUUUUUUUAAUAUAUUCCUGUAUAUAAUUAAUUAAUUAAUUAUUUCUUAAAUCUUAAAUCUAUCAAUGCUAAUAGACUUUUUUCAUUAUUCAUUUCAUCAGCCCUGUUCAUGGCCAGAGUUUGCUUCCUUGCAUCCAUUCGUGCCCAAAGAGCAAGCCAAAGGUUAUCACAUAAUGCUUGAAGAGUUGGAGAAAGACCUGUGUGAAAUUACAGGCUAUGACCGCAUUUCUUUCCAACCAAACAGGUGACAAUGCUGCUUGUUUGUUAUUGUUCUUUUUAUUUCAGGAAUAAGUGAUGCAGCUAUAGCUUACCUGGUUAGACCAGAGCUAUUUUUGCAUAGUCGGCUGUAGCUGAUCCCAAGCCAAGCUGGUUGCUAUGUCCUCCAGCACAAGGUUUAUAUUCUCUCCAAGAGUUUCUGUUUCUAUGAUAAAAAAACCAUUCAACCUUAUUAUAAACCCAUAAUUGGGGACUAACCGGGAAUAAGUGGUUUGGAAAAUAAACAAGAAUUUGAUUGCUCCACUUGACCAACCACAGACAAGUUAUUUUUUGUAUCCUUAUAAACUAAAUUAUGUUGUUUUUUUUAAUUCACUUUUAAAUUUAUUUUUGUAUAUUUAAUUAGGAAUAGUCCUCUUUUACUGAAGAAAAACCUCAUAAAAAUUUUUUACAUCUCAAAAUAUGAACCUAUGAAUAGUUUUUAUCAGUUGGUCAUAUGGUGACCAUUGCAUUCCUCUAUAAAAUUGUUUUGAAAAAUGUUUUUUUAUCAACAUAUUAAUUUGCAUCGUACUAUUCCAAUUUUUAAAUGUGCUUAAACUAAUAAACUCUCAAUUUUUACACUUUCAGUGGUGCCCAAGGUGAAUAUGCGGGCCUUAGAACUAUCAUGUCUUACUUACAGUCCAUUGACCAACAAAAAAGAAAGGUCAGUGUCAAAUUAAAUAUUCAACUAGAAAGGAGGAGCUUAACAUUCAUAAUGUAUAGCUACUUACAAAUGAGGAAAAUUAAAACUAGUCAUUACAAUAUUUUUAUCCACAUAAAUGCAUAUUUAAAAUUUUUCAUGUUAGUAGUUUUGUUAAAGAAUUAGGAUGGAGAUUUUCAGGAACUGAUUUAUGCAAAGUACUAAAAUUUACUAACGGUACAAAUUCAUAUACGUUUAUUAUUCUUAAAAAUUUGUAUUUUUUCUUAUAAUAAAUCUUUAUUCCCAUCAAAUCAUGUUAUACUUUGCUAUGCUCAUUUCCUUUCUUUCUAGGUUUGUCUAAUUCCAGUAUCUGCCCAUGGCACCAACCCCGCAAGUGCCCAGAUGGCUGGUAUGAAAAUACAGCAAAUUAAUGUGGAUCGUAAUGGAGCUGUGGACAUGAAACACAUGAAAGAAAAUGUAAGAUUUUAUUAUACAAAUAAAAAUAGUUGUAUUUUAUGCUUUCCAACCACAAAAAAAUGUUUCCACUUUUUUAUAGCAAACCUAGAUUACUACGUUGAAACUUAUCUGUUAAAAUAGAAGAGAUCUGUAGAUUUAAACAUUUUGUUUUAUCAUUUGUACUAGGUGGAGAAAUACAAAGAUGAAUUGGCCUGUUUUAUGAUAACCUAUCCCUCAACACAUGGUGUUUUUGAUAAAGACAUAAGGUAAAUAGCCAUUAAAGGGCAAGGAAGAUUGCUAUAUUAGCAAGAUGUCUACAUUUUUUACUAUAAUAAUCUUAUUUUUCUCUUUGAUCAAUCAUUUAUUUUUUUAUUUAUUUUUGAAGCACCAUUAUAUGCUAUUUUUCAAUCAACAUGCUCUUUAAAAUUAAUUUUGUUUCUUUUUUUUAUCUUUCUUGGAAAAAUUCUUUUUUAUAAUUUUGCUUGCUUGUAUACCAAAUAUAUUCUUAGAAUUUUUGAUAUAUUUAAACAUUUUUUUACAGAGAAAUUUGCGACAUAACCCAUCAUUACGGUGGGCAAGUUUACCUUGAUGGUGCCAACAUGAAUGCACAGGUAUGUUAUAGUAGUGUUUCACAAUAUCUGUUAACUUUCAUUUUUCAUUCAACAGCAGAACAUUUAUAACUUAGAAUGAAACAUAAUUUUGGCAGGGUUAAGGUCAAGACUAGAUUUUUAUCAUAAAAGUAUAGUUGUGAGUGAUUCAUUGAAAUAGUUGCAAAACAAGUUACUACUUUGUAAACUUAAUAUGUCAAAUUGAUGAUAUACUGCACCUCACACAUCUUAAACAGAAUUAACUUCUCUAAGGAUGCUCAUUUUAAAAAAAAGAAAUUAUUUGAGCUUUACAUAAAUUUCCAUUAUUUUUGCAAUAGAUUAUUAUAAACAAGUUGAUCACUAUUAAUAUUCUUCACCAGUAAAUUAAUAUUACAUUUUUUGUUGGUUUUGUCUUAGAUAAAUAUUAGGCUUGUUAUUUUGGUUGUAGUUUUUGCUUACACAUUUUAAUGGCAUGGCUUACUACAACAAGGUUGGUAUCUGCCGUCCUGGGGAUUAUGGAUCUGAUGUGUCUCACUUGAACCUGCACAAGACCUUCUGUAUUCCACAUGGUGGUGGUGGUCCAGGAGCUGGACCUAUUGGAGUGUAAGAACAUUUUUACUCCUACUGACUAGUCAUCCCUAACUCUUGCAUCCCCUUCACUUUGUGCCAACUUUUGCAAUAUUUACAGCAGCUCAUGUUUGUGUAACACAUAUUUAUUUAAUAGGUGAAUAAUGAUAUUUCCUUGUCUGUGGAAAAACUCAGUUAUCUUGAUUUAUAAAUUUUUAUAAAAGCAGUGUAUAAAUAUCCAUAAAUAAAAGGACAUACUGGCUAUUUAAAAAAAGUUUUUUUUUUGCAAGGGAUGCAUUUUGUUAGAAGGUAGAUGGCCUAUUUUUUUACAUCUCAAAGUCAACUGCUUUCUUCCAUCUAUGGUGGUUGUUUUUUUAACUCUCAUUUCCUCCCAUGAAACAAUAGAUUCCAUUUCUCUCAGCUAAAUUCCCAUAGCCUAGGCUUAGUGUCUAUCAUAUGAACAAAAUUGAAAGGAAUCUGUUUUUAAAUUUAAUUAAUUCGAUAAGAUUCUUGAAUUAAAAAAGAUUCUAUUACUAAUACACUAUACAAAACCAUCCCUAUUCUUUUAUAUUUCAGAAAGAAACAUUUAGCCCCAUUCCUUCCUUCCCAUCCCAUUUCACCACCAGAUGGCAUUGAUCCAGCAUUAUCUUUUGGGAGUGUCUCAUCAGGACCUUAUGGAUCAACCUCCAUCUUGCCGAUUUCAUGGUCAUACAUUAAAAUGAUGGGUGCCCGAGGCCUUCGCAAAGCAUCUCAGGUGGCAAUCUUGAAUGCAAACUACAUGAGCAAAAGACUAGCAGGCCAUUACAAAACCUUGUACACCAAUGAAAAAGGUAGAAUACUUUUUCUACAGCAUUUUUUAACUUUUACUCUGCUUGCACUCAUAACAGUAUUUGUAACGUACAUUUUUGUUGUCAAGCAAUUGUUUUGUUGGAGCGUUGGCGUAACUGUCUUUUUCCUAAAACCAUCUUAUGGGCCCCAAUAAAAAUGGCCAAAACAAUAAUCUCUUAUUUUCAAUCUUUUGCAAUGCUACUUUGAUUGGAAUUUAUUUAUUUUAAAAAAGUUAUUUGUUGUGAGAAUUUGUAAAUAUUCCUCGUAAUUAAUAAAUAUAUUUUAUAAAUUUUGUGAUCUAAUUGUUAUAUGGUAGCCUUUAAUUUUUAGUAAAUGUCUUUAUAUAGAACACAUUACACAUUUCAAUUGUUUUGUAUACCUUGGUAGGAUGCAAAAGUAAGCUGUUAUGGUUAUGUUAUGAUCAUUGUGACUUUAGUUGUUUUUUUGUUGGAUAAAUCAAUUUGACAUGAUUAGUCAACUAGUGGUGUAUGUAAAAUUCUGUUAUCCUUAGGUUUCUGUGCUCAUGAGUUCAUCAUUGACUGCAGGGAGUUUAAGAAAACAGCAAAUGUUGAAGCAACGGACAUAGCAAAAAGACUUCAAGAUUAUGGUACGGUCAUGUUAAUUUUAUGUCAAAAUAUAAAUAAUAUAAAUGACUACUGUGCAAACAAUUUUUUUACUUGACAAAAGCACACCAAAUAAAAUAGCAGCCUAACUAAUGUUACCAUACAACUCCCUAAAGUUAAAUACCAGAACAUACCCGUUGUUUUUGAAGAAUUUGUAAUUUUUUAAAAUCUUUUUUUAAUUUACUGUUAUGUGAGUAAGAAGUUCAGCGUGGCUUUGCAAGCUCUUGAAAGUUUAUUGACAAGUUUAGAUAAUGAAAAUAUUGAACAGAUGCAUGUAAAAUCAAUUGAUAUUUAUACAGAUCCUAUGGUUAAAGUUAACUCUGAAAAAAAAGAGUUAAAAUUAGCUCUAGUACAUUCAGGGCUGGCCCUAGGUUGCAAGGGAAAAAUUAAGGGUGAGGUAAUGAGUUUAUUACCAAGGUUUUUUUUUUUUUAACAAACAAUGAACAAUAAUAUUGUUUUGCUUAACUUGUAUUUGGACAGUAUGAACAAUUAGCCUAACCUGACAUUUUUUAAAGAAUUUAGAUUAUCAAAUGUUUUAAGUGCAUUUUUUGUAUUUAUAUUCUUUGCAAUAUCAUUUUCUAUAUUCAAAAUUGCCAAAGAAUUCAUUCUUUCCUGAGACAUAGAUGAUCUUCAGUAUGAUUUUAUAACUGGCUACAGUAAUAUGUACUAUAAGCACUACUCUUAAUGUCACCUAAAGAUUUGUUAGAAGUGGAUUCCUGGCAACUUGUUGCACUUUAACCAUCCACUAAUUUUAGGCUAUGACACACUCAAGGCAUAAGGUUUUUCCAAAGUUGCUGAAAAAAAGGUCUGUUGAUAAGCAAUAUGCUGACAAACCUACCGCCGUCGCCAAAUAGAAGUCUCUGUCACAAGAAACAGAUGCCAUGGCAAAGAAGAACUCAAUGCUCCUACAAGGGAAGCAGCUGCCUUUGUCUGCAGUGACUUUUACUGCCACUUCCUGUUUACGAACACAACAAUUUAUGUAGCAUGGCAGACAAACAUUUUGAGCUAAAAAUAAUUUUUUCCGGGACACCCACACGCAAUGCUUUUUCAUAUUUUGGAAGAUUAUUGCUGGCGCCCUAAGCACAUGGCACCCCGGGCAACUGCCCGAAUUGCCGGUACCUUGAGCUGGCCCUGAGACAUUGGUAGUUAAUACUAGCAGCUUAUGGUGGUUACCAGUGGUGAUUAUUCUGAACUUAUGAAAAUCUAGAAAUACUUAAAUUCAGAUAUGUUAUUCAUAUCAAUAUUUAUAUAGUGAUUAUGAAAUUUCAUUCAUUUUAGCACUUAAUACUUUAUAAGAUGACUUUUCAUUUCUUUAUAUUUUACGGUAAUUAAAAAAAACUCAUAUGGAGUUAUCCUCUUUGCUUAGCCACAUCAAAGGGUUACAUCAAAAGUAGGUUUUGCAGGAGUGGGCUGUCUGCUAUAUCAAUUUAGCUACUCCUAAAUAUUGUGAAAAUUUCUUCCAAAUUUACUUAUAAUUUUUUUCAACUUUAGGAUUCCAUGCUCCUACCUUGUCUUGGCCUGUGUCAGGCACACUUAUGAUAGAACCCACCGAGUCUGAGGAUAAACUUGAGUUAGAUAAUUUCUGUGACGCUCUUAUCAGUAAGUACAAUGACCAUUGGUACUUUAAAAAUUAUGUUACCAAUCACAUACCAAGUCACCACAAUACAACAUAGAGGAAAAAAGAAAAAUUUAUAUUUAUUAACUUGGAUUAACAGCAAGAGUCAAGGCAGUAUACAAUAUAAUUUCUGUCCUUUUGUUUUUUAACUUAGGAAAAGAAUUUAUAAAUUAAAAAAAAAAGAAAGCACACUAAUUUGAUUUAUUCAAAAUAUGUUUCUUUUUUGGGGUGUGAUGUAUGCAGAUAUUUUAAUUGAUUAUUUUCCCUAUGUUAUUUUAGUAAGUUAUUAACACUUUAUGAUAUAAAAAUCACUUCUAAAGUGAUACAAUAAAAAAUUCAAGCAUAUAAUUUAAAUUCAAAUUUAACCCCAUUUUUCAGUGAUUCGUGAUGAAGUUCGAGCUAUUGAAUUAGGCCAGUGGAGCAGAGACCUAAAUCCCAUUAAAGUAUAGUUUUUAGUUUUAAAAAAAUGAAAUCUUUGUACUUAAAGCAGUGUUAAAUAAAUGUUUCUAAAGCUUAGUAAUACAAAUCGCCAAGAACUGGAGAGUCUAAAAGAUAUAUCAUCUAUAAUGUUGUGAUUAAAAUAGAAAUAUACAUUCAAUUCUGAGUUUCCGGUGGAUAUUUAAGACCAGAGUUAAAUGUGGAACUGGUGCUUGCAUUGACUUGUAUGUAAAAAGAGUGAAAAUAGUUUGUUUUUUUACACUGUAUAGUUAUAAUAAUUGUAAUGUUUAAAAACAAUUGUCACCAGUAUCAAAUAUCAAAAUGAUUUUUUUUUUAGAUGGCACCUCAUUGUCAAGCUGAUGUUCUAUUUGGCAAAUGGGAAAGGCCAUAUUCACCAGAGUCUGCAGUAUUUCCCGCUGUACGUUUUUUUGUAUGUGUGUUCAUUGUUUAAUAAAAUGUACAAUGUACAAAUUCAUUUUAUGAUUACAUGGCAUGUUACAUCUAACAAAAAACUAAUCAAUAAAUAGCCUUAGGUUGCAUGCAUGUUUGUAGCAGCUGUUCAAACUAUAUUCAAAAAUAAAAAUAGUAACUUCUGUUUUAUUUUUAAUAAAAAAAUUAUCUGAUUUUGACAGGAUGUAGCUUAGUAAACCAUUAACUGUCUGCGAGUUUGUAUUAAAUUAAUUAAAACUAUCAUAAUGUAUAUUAUUCAUAUUUUAAUUGACCAGGCUUUUGUCCAACCAACUACCAAAAUUUGGCCAACUGUCUCCCGUAUUGAUGACAUUUAUGGAGACCAAAACCUGAUGUGCACCUGCCCUCCUGUGACAGACUACACAUCAUCAGAUGAAGAGAAAUUAGAAUCCUCCAAUUUGUAAUACAGUAAAAUUAAUUUCGCAAAAAAUAUUGGAAGGAUUUGUUCAUUUAAGAUUUAAAUACACCUCAAGGUACUUUGACUGUCACAUUUUUCACUAUUAUAAAAUACCAUUCCAUUUAUGUUUUGAAACUUAUACAUAGUUUAUAAUCUUUUCAAUCAAUGUAAAUUUAGGACGGCAUUUCAUACAUAAUUGACCCUUGUUUUUGUGUUUCAGUAACCCAGUGACUAUUGAUAUUACUGUUAUGUGCAAUGUUCCACUUGAUAAACAGCAUAUAUUUUUAAAGUAGAUAAAUUUUCAAGAUAAAAACAUUUUUGAAAGUGAGUCUUUAUAGUAUCUGUCCCUAUAGGAAGGUGUAGAACUACUGCUAAGGUUACAUCUGUCAACUUUAAGUAUGGGGUACUAAAAAAAUUACAAUUUAUUAAAUUUCAUAAUUUUGUAUAUUUUUUGUUUACAGAUGAGUGGAAUUUCUGAGACAUUUUCAGUUAUGUGAAUAGAGUAAAAGAAAAAUUUAAAAUUGCCUUUGACUUGAUUUACUUUGUUCUGGCUAAUUUUUUAUUUUUCAUGCAUUUACGAAUUCGGGAUUUUUACAACCAAAGUUGUUGUGGUGGUCAGUAUUUGUAAAAAGAAAACUUGAAAAUUCCAGUAUUUUGUAACAAGCUAACCUAAAAAUUGAAAUGUACUGAAAGUAUAUUAAAUCUUUAAUGCUAUGAUUAUCAAUAAUUGUAAUUACUAAAUAUUCAAGUUAUUUCAUUGUUCUUAUAAACAGAAAUCUGGACUUAAUAAAUUGAUCUUUUACUUUUUAAAAAAAAAACUUUACAAUAUUUCAUUAUAUAUAUUUUCAUAUUAAAAUUUAAUGUAGGCAGUACAAUAACAAGUGAUUACCUUGAAAUAUAAAACCACUAUCUUCUUUACAUUUUAUUUUGUCUUACCAAUUGGAACUUAACAUUUUUAGAUUGUUUUUGAUCUAUCAGGUAAAUAUGUAAAAUUUCUGUUACACCUGGUAAUUUACAUUAAAGUAUAAGCAUCAUAUUCAUUAUUAAUGUAUAUUGAAAUUUAAUCUGAAUUUCAGCAGUAAUAAUCAUUACUGGAAUACCACAUCGACUAAUUACUUAGUCGUAUGUAACAUCUUUGGCCACUAUAUUUUUUCAAUGUAUAUUCUAUGCAAGAAAAUUAUGUACUCUAUUAAAUUUAACAGUAUUGUUAUUAUUGCCACACAUUGCAUUUUUCCCUUGAUUUGAAUGGGAUGCUAUUUUGAAAUGGUUUUAAAUUUUUUUUACCUUUUAUUGCAAUAUUUCCUAUACCGGUACAUAUUAAUCCUUUAUUUUAAAUAAAAAUCUUUUCAAAUAAAUGACAAGAAUCGAAUAAGUUUAUUAUUUAGUAAAUCCUGUUAUGUAAAUAAAUUCAAAAAGUCCUUCUCUUAAAGCGGUGGUUCUCAACCUGUGGGUUGCGAUCUCUUUGGGGGCAAACGACCCUUACAGAGGGGUCGCCGAAGGCCAUCGGAAAAAACAUUUAUGCAGUAGUAGCAACGAAAAUAAUUUUAUGGUUGGGAGGAUUAAAGGGUCACGUCAUUAAGAAGGUUGAGAACCACUGUCUGAAAGUUAAAGAAUGGAGAAAACUUAUUUUUACACUCCAUAAAAAAAAAAGAUUACAUUGGAUUCAUACUAAUUAAAUUAAACUUUUGAUUUUCAGGAUUGAAUUAGUUUUAAAUAUUUACACCAUAAAUCAUCGGGUAUUAAAAGUACAGAUAUAAUGGUAUACACUGUAUAGCUUUAAGCUUUAAUUCAUUAACUUUUGUUUUAUUGGAAUUAAUACAGGUAUACAUGGGCGCCCGCAAGGGGGGGCACUUGCCCUGGAUUGAUUGGAUAAAAAAAUGUUAGACAAAAAUAGACAAAAUUUAUUAAAGUAAAGAGAAAAUAAAGAGAAAGUAACUAAGCUGAUGUCCUGUCCUUUCGUUCACCAUACAAAUACGCUACAGUAAAUUAAAACUACAUUAAAACAUUACUAAAAAAAUUU